Messenger RNA from Penaeus vannamei (Pacific white shrimp), 2760 nucleotides. NCBI's taxonomy places the organism in Eukaryota, Metazoa, Arthropoda, Malacostraca, Decapoda, Penaeidae. The record is from RefSeq and is a predicted model, not a curated record.
AUGAAUAGAGGUUCAGGACGCUGGCAAGCAUCAUGUUUGGGGAGGUACAGGGUGCCACUGGGGUUUUCCCUGCACAAGCGUUCACAGGGACCCUAUGUCCCUGCUCCUUCCCUUUAUAAGUGGCAGCAGGGACCUCAAGCCUUUACUCCCUCGUGCCGCUCCUGCCAGUGCUCAGCCUUCAGGAACUCUCGCACUCUCUCGUUCGCUCCUUCGAAGGACAUGCUUUGCUUGGCGAUGCUAUCGUUGUGCGCCGUCGGGUGGGCGGCCGCCGCGCCCCACGAAGAGGAUCUGCGAACCAGCGUCGUCUUCAACCAGCUGGCGAUCGCCCAGCUGCUCGACAACGUCAGCAACAUCUCUCGUGGUGACGCCGCAGUGACGACGCAGCUGGCGCAGUUAUCCCGCAGCCACACAGCGCAGACGCAGCAGCUGAGUGAAGGCCUCGCUCGAGUGACAUCCAGUGUCGACAUCCUCUCUCAGGCUCUGACGUCACACUUGCAGCAGGAUGAUGUCAUCAACCGAGAGAUCCGCAGUUGCAUAAACAUCAGCGAAGAUUUGCAAACAAGGGACAGCCUCAACGAGAACCAAAUCCGGGAACACCAAGAAGCGAGCGCCAAGUUGGAAGCAAAGCGUAGGCAGAAUGAGGAGAGAAUCCGCCAGGCAGGGACCACCAAGCAACAGUUGCAAGAUCAGCUCCUCCAACUGCAGACGGAGGAGCUGCAACUGAAAAAUGAGGAAGUGCAGGCCAAGACAGAGAACCUUGAAGCCAAGUCCGCACUCCAGAAGGCAGAAGGAGAGAAAGCCCAACUGAACAACGAGAUCAGUCUGCUUACGCAAGAACUCCACCUUGCCAAGGAACAGAACAAACAAAUUGAAACGCAGAUUUCUUCCGCUAGACAAAAGGUUACACAGUCCACCAGAACUAAGAACGAAUUGACACAGGGUAAAGAUACAAAAGCAGCUAUGAAAAGCUCCUUAUCCCAAAAUCUAAAGGAAGAAGAGACUCUAAUCAAACGGCUCUCUGAUGAGAAUAGUCGUCUCGAAGAGGACAUUGAACGCACCAGAGGAACAGUCGCGAAUCUCACGAGGGCGAAGGCAGAGUUGGAAGAAAAGCUGAACGCACUGAACAUUCAGAAAGAAGAGUUAAAGAAGGGAAUACAGCGUGCUGGGGAAUCGGAGAAGUCGGUACAGGCUUCUAUCACGAGAGUAGGCCAGGAAAUUCAGAAAAUUGAAGAUGAGAUCGGUGACGUAGCAUCAAAUUUCCAGGAUUGCUUUUGCAGUGGUAAGAAGAACCUGAACCGCCUCUGUCAAGCUGCAUCCCUGCCAAGAACCGGGAUUCCCGAGUCCUCCGUCACCCGGUGUCGCCGCCGUGUUCGAGGAGCCUCAGCAGCAGCCUGGGUCGGCGAGGUCGACCUUGCUUAUCUUGAGCGCGAGCUUCCCUCUCGCUUCUUCUUGAUAUUCGGAGAUGGGAAAUGCUUUGAGGGAAGACAUGAAAAAUACAAGAAAAAAGUAGCUCAAUUUAGUCAAAUAGAAAACAAAGUUAUAAGAGAAAAUUACCGCAGCAACCUCAAGCCUUCACUCCCGCGCUCCGUCAGGAACUUCAGGAACUCUCGCACUCUCUCGUUCGCUCCUUCGAAGGACAUGCUGGGAUUGGCGCUGUUGUCGUUGUGCGCCGUCGGGUGGGCGGCCGCCGCGCCCCACGACGAGGAUCUGCGCGCCAGCGUCGUCUUCAACCAGCUGGCGAUCGCCCAGCUGCUCGACAACGUCAGCAACAUCUCUCGUGGUGACGCCGCAGUGACGACGCAGCUGGCGCAGUUAUCCCGCAGCCACACAGCGCAGACGCAGCAGCUGAGUGAAGGCCUCGUUCAAGUGACAUCCAGCCUUGAAAUCCUCUCCCAGGCUCUGACGUCACACAUGCAGCAGGAUGACGUCAUCAACCGAGAAUUCCGUAUUUGUACAAACAUCAGCGAAGCUUUGCAAACAAGGACCGACCUCAACGAGAACUUAAUCCGGGAACAGCAAGAAGCAAGCGCCCAGCUGGAAGCAAAGCGCAAGCAGAUGGAGGAGAGAAUCCGCCAGGCAGGGACCACCAAGCAACAGUUGCAAGAUCAGCUCCUCCAACUGCAGACGGAGGAGCUGCAACUGAAAAAUGAGGAAGUGCAGGCCAAGACAGAGAACCUUGAAGCCAAGUCCGCACUCCAGAAGGCAGAAGGAGAGAAAGCCCAACUGAACAACGAGAUCAGUCUGCUUACGCAAGAACUCCACCUUGCCAAGGAACAGAACAAACAAAUUGAAACGCAGAUUCCUCCCAUUAGACUAAAGGUUACACAGUCCACCAGAACUAAGAACGAAUUGACACAGGGUAAAGAUACAAAAGCAGCUAUGAAAAGCUCCUUAUCCCAAAAUCUAAAGGAAGAAGAGACUCUAAUCAAACGACACUCUGAUGAGAAUAGUCGUCUCGAAGAGGACAUUGAACGCACCAGAGGAACAGUCGCGAAUCUCACGAGGGCGAAGCCAGAGUUGGAAGAAAAGCUGAACGCACUGAACAUUCAGAAAGAAGAGUUAAAGAAGGGAAUACAGCGUGCUGGGGAAUCGAACUCGGUACAGGCUUCAAUCGCCAGAGUAGGUCAGGAGAUUCAGAAAAUUGAAUCUCACAUUACGGAACUAGGAAGAGAAAUGUAUAAUUGCUUGCGGUAAUGGCCUCUUGUCCCAAGGUCUUCAAUACGUAGGUAAAAAUUGAAUAAUUACAGCAAAUAACUUGUA